This is a messenger RNA of Plutella xylostella (diamondback moth), 2414 nucleotides long. RefSeq names its product rhomboid-related protein 2. Gene Ontology annotation, cellular component: membrane. The record is from RefSeq and is a predicted model, not a curated record. NCBI's taxonomy places the organism in Eukaryota, Metazoa, Arthropoda, Insecta, Lepidoptera, Plutellidae. Gene Ontology annotation, molecular function: serine-type endopeptidase activity.
GGUGGCGCAGGAAAGACGUAUCAUUUAUUAAUUUAUAAGUAAUAAAAAUAUACUUUAGUUAAAAUAUGUAGGAAAAGAUUGUUUCUUGUGCAUUAAUUGUGUGUGUGCCAAGACUGGCAAGUGUUUCGGUUACCUACCUACCUGUCCAGUUUUCAGUGGAUACCCAGGAGGGCUUAAUUAACUACGAAAUUUCCUUGUUAGAAAAGUUGCAGACAGAGAGUGUGUCGGAGGCGCGAUGCGGCGGCAGUAGCCGUGGACUAGCGACCAGCAGGCAGCAUGGCGCCCCACGAGCAGUGCGCGGGGCGGGGACUGCGGGAGGGGCAGGGCAGCCGCGUGCAGGGGCCGCCCGCGCCGCCGCCCGCGCGCGCCUGGACCGAGACCGAGCGCCUGCGGCCCGGCGACGAGCAGCGCCCGCUGCUGCCCGCCCCCGCCCUCGCCGCCCCCGGCAAGUUGCAGGCCGGACUCACGCUCGGCGUCGCCGGCAUCGCCAGGAAGAACCGCAAGUGCCCGCAGAUACACCUGGGCAAGACCAAGCCCAAAGUCAAGACGAAAUUCCAGAAGAGGAAGGACAGGCUCAUUGAGAUACUCAGGCCGCCGUACUUCAUAUUGUCUAUGAUAGUUUUAAUUGUAUGCAUCCACCUGGCGGGCGCGGGCGGGCUGGGGGCGGCGCUGGAGUGGUCGCCGCGCGCGUGGCGGCGCCAGCCCUGGCGGCUGCUCACCUACGGGCUGCUGCACGCCUCGCCCGCGCACCUCGCGCUCAACGCACUCGUGGCUCUUGUGGUGGGAUGGCGGCUGGAGCGCGAGCAGCGGUGGUGGCGGCUGGGCGCGCUGUGGGCGGGCGGCGUGGCGGGCGGCGCGCUGGGGGCGGGCGCGCUGCAGCCCACCGUCCACAUGGUGGGCGCCUCGGCCGGCGUGUACGCGCUGCUCACUGCGCAUCUGCCUAAUGUGUGCCUUAGGUUCGGUCACAUCCCGCUGUGGUGGUUCCGGCCGCUGAGCGUGGUGGUGCUGUCGGCGUCGGAGGGGCUCUGCUCGCUGUGGGCGCGGGACCUGGAGGGGGUGUCCUGGAGCGGGGGGGCGGGGGACCAAGACCGCGUGGCGUGGUCCGCGCACGCGCUGGGCGCGCUCGUCGGCGUGCCGCUCGGCUUCCUCGUCUUUACUGGAGAGAACAGCGGCAAGCCGGCGCUGGUGGCGUGCCGCGUGGUCUCGGCCGCGCUGCUGCUGGGCGGGGCCGCCGCCGCCGCCUACUACUCGCUCUACCAGCCAGACUACCGGAAGUGACACCUAAUGGCUUGAACUCCUCGUACAUUUUACACUUUCGCAGGAGGUGUUUUACAUUAGUUAAGGAGAAUAUUGUUACCAAUGUGCUGUUCCUAGUCAGUAAAAAGGAUUAAAGGAUUAAUUAAGGCCUUACGACCGACGCUCAAUAUCUUUACAUGAUAUUUUCAUAAGUAUUAUAAUUAUGUUCAUCAUUCAGGGUGUUUUUGAUAACUGCAAUAUUGAAAGUGCAAUUACGUAAUGGCAUCCGUCCAGUGUGCCCUUGGGAAUAAUGUGUGAAUACUGUACUUAUUCAGUAGCUGUAGCUUUUGAUACCAUUUCGAUGUAAGCGAUAACCAAAAGUUCAAUACGGUCUUCCAGGCAAAUUAGUUAAGAAUUUAUAAUAUUGAUCGUAUUCAAGAUUACCGCGAUGUCCGAAAGAAGCCUGAUUUAUUAAGAAAUGAUGUAGGUACAACUACAGAGACGCACAAUUUUUGUAGAAUUUUACUAGUACUUAGUUAUAAAAUCUACAACUUGAUAAUAAGCUAAUGAAACAUUUUUAGCGAUAAGUUUCACGAAUGGCGCGACCGCCACGCCACGCCAGACUGGAAUAGCUUGUGAUUUCUAUGAAAUCGACACUUUGUUUUGCAUCAAAACACAAAGCUUUGGAAAUAAAGAAGUAUUAUGAAUAAGAUAGGUCCCUAGUUCACUAUAGAUGUUAUUAUGUAUGCGAUGGAUGAACCAAGAUCUAGUCUUGACGUCACAAUGAUGUUAUGUGUGCUGUGCUACUACUGUGCCAUGUAUAAUUUAAUUAAGUGAUUAAUUUAUAGUUCUUCUUUAUGUGAUUUGUGAUUGUUUGUGAUUUUUAUAUGAUAGUAACAUUUCUAAAACAUAUCAUAUGGAGAUAAGAUUACAUUUAUAAUGAUUGUUAUUGUCAUGUGAAAGCAGUAGUUAAGUUUUGAUAAUCAAUUGAAGAUAUGCAUUCAUAAAAAUAAGAUAUUUGUUGAUUUGUUCAGCUUUAUGCCGUUUUAAGUAGGUACUUAUUAUACCUAGUUUUCAGCACCGUCAUAAGUUUCACGUAAGUUUUUAAAAUACUUAUUUUAUUAUUUCAAGUACCUAUAUGUGAGCUGAAACAAAACUGUUAAUAAACCACUUCUGUA